ACGAGUCCACUUUUUGAGAUCCAUCCGAUGAUGAUGGUAAAUAAAAGUCUAAUUGUAAACAUACUGCUGCACUACUGCUACUUCAGAAAUAAUACAUCCAUCCACUCAUAAAUAAUAAUCACUGUAAACAAGAACUGCUUUAAAACAUCCCGUACAAUUAGGUAGCUAAUGAUGGUCCAGACAGAUUAUUAUUCGUAUUUAGAAUAACGACCACCCUCCUCAAGGACCACUACAUUUGGUUGGCGUACUUCAUAUAAACAAGUGACGUCCCAAGAAAAUUUGUCGCGUUACAUGCAAAGCAGAUCAUGGAUUGGUCGUAGCAGGGACAAAAGGAUAAACCAAAGACAGCGAAGACAUUCAAAAUUAGUUUAAAAUUAGGAAUCAAUAAUGGAAUAGUUUUCGUAUAAAAAGAAAGAUUCUUCGUCGUAGUCUAGGAUAAGUACAUACAACAAAUAGCAGUCAAUAACGCUGGCCUGGACGUGUAAUUAUUAUCGUAUCUUUGCAAAAAAAUAUUAUGGAACAAGUUAGUUUAGAAGAUGAUGGUCUCGAGUCUUUAGACGGCAUGCUCAAUAAUUCGGACUUGAACGCGAGGAACCAGUACUCCUCACCGGAUAUGAGGUUACGAGGGGCUAGGUCAGUCAGUUGUGGAGCAAGUUCGCGAAGAUGUGAUUAUCCGUCGACAUGUUUCAUACCCACAAAGGAGAAUACCUUGAAUCAGCAUGGUGUUGGAAAAGCAAUGUUAUACUGCGCUGCCGGGUCAAAUAAGAUGCAUUUCCGGAGGCAAAAACACCGUCCAUCGCCCUAUGAUAUCAACAAGAGGAAACCACUCAAUAGUCUUUUAAAUCCCAUGGGAAGGUUAGGGUUGGCACAUGGAGGAACUGCGGCAAGGGUCAGGAGUUCUGAUUCGUACUCGGAGAGUAGUAGUGGAAGGGAUCCAACGAUGCCUCUUUUGUUUGUCGACGAGUAUCACGAUCUUCCCUUUCGUGAUGGACUUAUGUACAACAGCAAGACUGACAAGUUUCCUGUUCCAAUUUUAAUGUCUCGUUCAAAAUCCCUGGAAGAUCUCAGACAGUCUCCAAACAAGUCGGGGAGCAAGCAAGUUCGAUUUAAGCUGGUCUGUUAUGAUGACAACAGCAAUGGGACAGCGUCCAGUAAUGGCAGCAACAGUUUGGAGUCUCCCUUGUCUGUAUCUCCGAGAACUAGCUUUUUUAAUGUCUUGAAGGGAGAGGCUAGCAUCAAGCAUGAAAUUGAUUCUAUGUCAAUGCUCAUUGAGAAACUAGAUGUUGCCUGAUAGUAGGUGUUUAAUUAGAAAUUAUUUAUAUAUGUAAUGAUCAUUCGACUUGUACUUUUAGUAGUCUAUGCCUACAUGUAUAGAAUCGAUACCCCGCUCCGCUGCUGCGUCCCAUUUCAAAUUUAGGUAAUCGCACUGCAAAUUUGACAAAAGAAACAUGCGUAUAGUACACUGAAGUGACUUGAGUAUUAUUUAUACAUACACACAAACAUGUCGAAUGAAUGAUAACUUUUUCAUAAUACUACAAUUAGUGUUUUUUAUUACUUGAUAAUAAUAUUUUGGAGGAGACUUGUACUCUCUCUGUGUACAUGUGUGGUUGUUGGCUUUAAUUUUAAUCGAAACUUUAAGUUCAAGAUAAUCAUUCACUUAUUGUAUUCUUUGUAUUAAUGAGACAGACGAGACUUUUACGAGUUCUUUGGUUAUUCGUAUUUUAAAAUUUGACAUUCUUUACACAUAAAUUUGCAUGUGUACAUAAGCUGCAUUAAGAAGUCACGAUUUUGUUGGGAUAUUAUCCAGUUAUUACGGGGAUUAAAGGAAAACAUAGAAGGUUAAGGAAUUGGGUUUUCUUAUGACUUGUGAUUUUGUGAUAUUUUUGCUCGUAUAGUUUUUUAGCUGGUAUGUUGAGAUGUGUUAUUAUUAUUUAUCAUUAUUAUUAUUAUUAUAUUGUCUCUGUCGUGUCAUGUUAUUAUUAUCUCAUCUCCCAGGUCUCUCAUUUUAUCGUGCACAUUUUGUCCAUAGUCAAUACCUCAAACAUACGCAAAUACGCGACUAACUGUAAUUUCCCUUUUUCUUAAUUUGUUAACUACACCAAGUUCAGAGGUAUGCACACGCCUCAAAGCUUUGCUCCACAAAAUAUUGUAACCACUCAUCGCUAAUGAUCAUUCGACAAGAUUGGUUUCUCAGAAUUAUUUUUAAAUUGAUAAGCAAAAGAAAUCAUAAUAUGAUAUGAUAAGUACUAAUGACUGAAUCAAAACCUCUGCGAAUUUCAAUUUUCAGGUUCUUAUCACCACAAAUUGUGUAAUCCACAGUGCCAGUCAUUAGUGACAGUCGUUCGACAGUAAUAACAUAAUUCAUACAAAUGUUCAUGUCAAUAAUGUCAAUGUUGUUUGUCAAGUAAUAAUCCUGUAUACAUAUUUAGUACGACUCGGACGACUGAAAAUUUAUCUCCAUGCUCCACUACUAAAUUGUAACUAGAUAUAUUUACUCGUCAAAAAAGAACUGGAUCACUAACAAAUUAUUGCAAAAUAGAAUAUUCAUAUUUCUAUUUGCAAUCAGAGUCAGUACAAUAGAAUAAUAAUCGUAAUAUAACCUCCAAUCUGGUAAUUUAAUAAUGUUCACCAAUAAUAUACCAACUUAUCUUGUUCUAUGCAACCAUAAUUCGUUUAGAAAUAUUGGACAUUCUGCGGAUAAACUGGGCAAUUGAACCUGCUGAAAUGUCACAAUAUCAUAUAUUAUGCAUACGUCAAUAAAUAAUUGUCAUGAAGUUGAUGUCGUUAGUACAAAUCUACUAUGAUUUUUUUGCGUUUAGCAUAUGUUGAGCAGUAAUAUUUUUGCUGUCACCAAGACCAAACCAAACAUCAAAUGAGACCUUUGAAGGGAUGUUCGCUAUUGUUUUAAUAUUACUGAACUUGGUUCUUCUUCGAGUCUUGCGAUUGCCACGAUUAUAAGUAUCACGUCCUCAAUAAUACCCGUUUGUGAGACAAUCUAUGUAAGUCAAAGCAAAAGGGACGUAGGUUUUUAAAGAUGCAAUAAAUCGCGAUGCAAAGCUGUGCAACUUCUUCCUCAGA
Messenger RNA from Folsomia candida, 3078 nucleotides. RefSeq lists its product as uncharacterized. The record is from RefSeq and is a predicted model, not a curated record. The transcript has 3 exons. Lineage: Eukaryota; Metazoa; Arthropoda; Collembola; Entomobryomorpha; Isotomidae. The coding region runs from base 515 to 1291 and encodes 258 amino acids.